UAAAGGAUUAGAGAGACCUGCACCAUGUCUGUCUCAGCAGAGCUCAGUGGUGUCUGCACCAUGGCCUGGACUCCUCUCCUCUUCUUCCUCCUUCAUUGUACAGGGUCUCUUUCCCAAUCCGUGCUGACUCAGUCACCCUCAGCCUCUGCCUCCCUGGGAGCCUCAGUCAAACUCACCUGCACCUUGAGUAGUGAAUACAGCACCUACAACAUUGGUUGGUACCAGCAACAUCCAGACAAAGCUCCUAAGUAUGUGAUGUAUCUUAGGAGUAAUGGAAACCACAACAAGGGGGAUGGGAUCCCUGAUCGUUUCUCUGGCUCCAGUUCUGGGGCUCAUCGCUACUUAAGCAUCUCCAACAUCCAGCCUGAAGAUGAAGCUGACUACAUCUGUGGUGUAGGUGGUACCAUUAGUGGACAAUUCCAGUGGGUGUUCGGCGGAGGCACCACGUUGACUGUCCUAGGUCAACCCAAGGCUACACCUUCAGUCACCCUGUUUCCACCAUCCUCUGAGGAGCUUAAGACCAAAAAGGCCACACUGGUAUGUGUGUUGACUGACUUUUACCCAGGUGUUGUGACAGUGGCCUGGAAGGCAGAUGGUACACCUAUCACCCAGGGAGUAGAGACCACUAAGCCUGUGAAACAGGGUGACAAGUACGUGGCUAACAGCUACCUGCACUUGACAGAAGAAGCAUGGAAAUCUAAAAGCAGUGUCAGCUGCCUGGUCACUCAUGAAGGGGACACUGUGGAGAAGAGCUUGUCCCCUGGAAUGUGUCCCUAGGCCUUUCAACAUUCAUCUCACCCACACAGGCUGGGAUUUGAAUCAUGCACAAGUAUACCCUUACUGCUCUUGCCUAACAUAGACCUUUACCCUGCUCCUGAAAUGCACAAUAAAAUAUCCAUUCUCAACUUGUAA
Molecule: messenger RNA, 912 nt
Organism: Peromyscus leucopus (white-footed mouse)
Lineage: Eukaryota; Metazoa; Chordata; Mammalia; Rodentia; Cricetidae
Product: immunoglobulin lambda-1 light chain-like
Exons: 4
Coding region: 25-777 (250 amino acids)
Biological process (GO): immune response; immunoglobulin production involved in immunoglobulin-mediated immune response; peptide antigen assembly with MHC class II protein complex
Cellular component (GO): MHC class II protein complex
Molecular function (GO): MHC class II protein complex binding
Source: RefSeq, a predicted model, not a curated record